Molecule: messenger RNA, 3297 nt
Organism: Ictidomys tridecemlineatus (thirteen-lined ground squirrel)
Lineage: Eukaryota; Metazoa; Chordata; Mammalia; Rodentia; Sciuridae
Gene: Gpr151
Product: G protein-coupled receptor 151
Biological process (GO): G protein-coupled receptor signaling pathway
Cellular component (GO): plasma membrane
Molecular function (GO): G protein-coupled receptor activity
Source: RefSeq, a predicted model, not a curated record
UAUUAGACUUGCUAAUGAGCUUGAGCAACUGUGUGUGCUGCUGCUGCUGCUGCCUGUCAUUUGGUGCAGGCACAGGUAUAAGGCAUGCAGCUUAGCAACCAGCCUUCUUCCACAUUCUGCUCUCAGGAAACGAGAGGAGGAGGGUCCAAAGGUGUCAUUUGACACUGACGGAAGAAUUUAUUUCCUAUGCAGAAGAGCUGAGACAGAAGACAAACCUAAAUGAGCUAACUUCCUAAGGAGGAACUGGAUGGAGAAGGUGAUGCUGGCAGCUGCCUUUGCCAACUCCAACUCCAGCAUCAUGAAUAUGUCCUUUGCUUACCUCCAUUUUGCUGGAGGGUACCUGCCCUCUGACUCCAAGGACUGGAGGACCAUCAUCCCAGCUCUCUUGGUGGCUGUCUGCCUGGUGGGCUUCGUGGGGAACCUGUGUGUGAUUGGCAUCCUCCUUCACAGUGCUUGGAAAGGAAAGCCAUCCAUGAUUCAUUCCCUGAUUCUGAACCUCAGCCUGGCUGAUCUUUCUCUCCUGCUGUUUUCGGCACCUGUUAGAGCUACAGCAUACUCCAAAGGUGUUUGGGAUCUAGGCUGGUUUGUCUGUAAGUCCUCUGACUGGUUCAUUCACAUGUGCAUGGCAGCCAAGAGCCUGACAAUUGUUGCAGUGGCCAAAGUAUGCUACAUGUAUGCAAGUGACCCAGCCAAACAAGUAAGUGUCCACAGCUGCACCAUCUGCUCAGUGCUGGUAGCCAUCUGGGCUGUGGCUAGCCUGCUACCCCUGCCAGAAUGGUUCUUCAGCAAUACCAGGCACCACGCAGGUGUGGAAAUGUGCCUCAUGGAUAUACCAGCUGUGGCCGAAGAGUUCAUGUCAAUGUUUGGUAAGCUCUACCCUCUCCUGGUAUUUUGCCUUCCAUUACUUCUGGCCAGCUUUUAUUUCUGGAGAGCUUACAGUCAAUGUAAAAACCGAGGAACUAAGACUCAAAAUUUUAGAAACCAGAUGCGUUCAAAGCAACUCACAGUGAUGCUGUUCAGCAUUGCUAUCACCUCUGCUCUUCUGUGGCUCCCUGAAUGGAUAGCAUGGCUAUGGGUAUGGCAUCUGAAGGCUGGAGGCUCAAGCCCACCACAGGGUUUCAUAGCCCUGUCUCAAGUCCUAAUGUUUUCCAUUUCUUCAGCAAAUCCUCUCAUUUUUCUAGUGAUGUUGGAAGAAUUCAGGGAAGGUUUGAAAGGCUUAUGGAAAUGGAUGGUAACCCAAAACCCCCCCAGAGCCUCUGAGACUCAGGAAACACCAGUUGGUAACUUGGAGGUUCUUCCUGACAAGAUUCCAUCCCCAGACACCUCAGCAUCCAUCCCAAAGAAAGAGAAACCUGACUCUCCCAACUCCAGUAAAGAGAAAAUGGAGAAGGCAGAGAUUCCAGUCCUCCCGGAUGUAGAGCAGUUUUGGCAUGAGAGGGACACUGUCCCUUCUGUACAAGACAACGAUCCUAUCCCCUGGGAACAUGAAGAUCAAGAGACAGAGGGUUGUGAUAAAUAAAGUUCCAAAGAAAAAUGAAUUAUGGUUAAUGUAUUUACUUGUACUGCUGCUUAUUAAUACUGCUGACUUUACCAUACAAAAUUAUUAGCCAUUAAGAAUUACAAAAAUGCUUCUGCAUUUUCAAAAUGUGCAAUCUGGUAAGUAAAACACUAUGUAAUAUUUAUGCUUCAGAAUUAUAACCUGGAAGUCCAAAAAAUUCAUGUAAAGUGUUUAGUAUAAAGAAGCUGCUGCCAAAGUGAUGAGAUAGUUAAGCUAUCUAGUCACUUGUUCACAGUGAAUGUUUCUAUUAUGUGCACCUUAGAACCAGCUCUGUACUGUGCUGGCUGAAAUUGAGCUUCUGUCUAUUAAAGGUUGAGCCUGUAUAUAUAUUCAUAUUCAGUUUCUUCCUAAACCUGCUGGCCCUAAUGUCAUCAAUUUUUAUUUCACAUAACCAAAGCUCAAGAUCCACUUCCACUUAAGAGCUUUCUCUAACACAAUGAGUAAAUUUUACUUAAUGAGCUACUUGUUUGAUGUUAGUUUACUUAAUGAAAAUCCAUGUUAAUUUUCCCAAUCAAAGUUAACAAAUAAGGAAAUAACCUUAUUCCAAUUCUGGGUUAAUUUCAAACCAUAGCUAUUUUUGGCAAAGUUUAAGUAAGUUUAAAUUUUUCUAGAUACUACAAAGUCUUCUUCAAUGAUCUUUUUAAAGCCACUUAAAUAGGUCUUUAGCUAUAAAGUCUGAGAAUUUUAGGAUAGGAGCCUAACAUGACAUCCUAUAUUGUGAUAUGGUAAAAAUAUAUUUUUUAAAAAACCACCCUUCCUUCUCUUCCAAAAUGCUUGAAAGUUAUUUUUCUUAAAACAGAAAUCUGUUCCUCCCAGUAUCUCCUUAUCCCAUGAUAAACUAUAAGAUACAGUGACAUAGCUAUUAACCAUUAAUUAAAGGCAAGCCUCAAAUAUAAAGGAUGGAGGUAGUAAACUUUCUUGUUAAAAGGUAUUAAUUUUACCCCUAAACACUUAUCUGGAAACCUACUCAACUUUUAAAAUAUUGUAGGGCUUCUAAGUUUUAAAAUAAUCAAGUAAUAAGUGUGAAAAAAGUAUGAAAAGACAAAUUGGUUGAUAAUAGAAAAUAAAAAUCACAAGUAUAAUGAAUAAUGAAAAGCAAUAAAAAUCAAAUCUGUAUUCCUAGACAUAACAGCAAAAAUUUAAAUAGGCAGUAACUGUUCAUUUUAUAGUAAAACAUCAUAUUCAGUAAAACAUAAUAAUUAUGACAUCCUUCUCCUUUUAAAUACAAAAAGGACAUUUAUCUAUCAUUACUUUCAUAUGGAAUUCUUUGGUAUUUUUACUGAGGGGGGAAAAUAAAUUGAGCAAUGGAAAAUCAGAAAUAUCAAGAAUAUGCUGUGCAAUAAAUAAAACACAGAUACUGUGUCCAUCUACAACAAAAAAUACUUUAAAAAAGAAUAUGCUAUGCAAAGAAAUACUGUUGUUUUUUAAUGUUCAUUUUUUUCCCCCUAAUAAAUGAUCAUAGUUUGCUUUCUAACACAAAAGGUAGAACUGUUUUUAUUUGCUUCAAUCCAAAUUUUAUUUGAAAGUUUCGUGUUAAAGUAUAAUUUAACCCAAGAACCCAAAAUAUUGUUUUGUGAUACUAAGUUAUACAAAAAAGUCACCAUUAAAAUUGUUUGUGAUGAACCAUUUGAAUAAAGGUUUUUAUGUUCACUAUAUAUUUAGAAAAUAUAGGAUGUAAACUUUCAGUGUUUGACAUUUUAACUUGUAAAGAAAUAAAAACAAUUAUGUUUGACUUCAGA